This is a messenger RNA of Rotaria sp. Silwood2, 474 nucleotides long. Lineage: Eukaryota; Metazoa; Rotifera; Eurotatoria; Philodinida; Philodinidae. The record is from the annotation of a GenBank genome assembly.
AUGGCAAAAGCACCACUUAAACAAUUAUCUGUCAAUACAUUCGAAAGUAAUCGAAUUAUGUCGCCAAAAUCAUCGACAAAAAAGAAUGCGCCUGUCAUAAUUGAUGCACAAAUAAUAAAGAAAAAGAAUGCUGUUUGUAAACAGUUAAUGCCCAUUGAAGAAACAAAUGAUAUUCCAUCAAUUAUUCGAGCUGGUUUACGAAUGCCAACAAAUGAAUUUGACAUAUUUGUUCAAAAAACAGCACCGACGUCUUAUUGGCAAAUAAUGGCUGAACAUUAUCGAAUUAAGCUUGCAGAAGCAACACGUGAAAAUCAACAACUUCAUGAAAUUGUUGAUGGAUUAAAUAAAGAUAAUGAAAAUUUACAUGCGGUUGCUGAUCAUUGUGAAUAUUUAACUGAUAUUAUUGAAAAAUUAACUAGUGAAGAUAAUAUUGAACGUGCAAAUAAAUCAUCAGCUUGUGUACGCUUGUUUUGA